AUGGAAGCGGAUCUUUUCAACAAUGCCGACCCGGCAACUGUAAAACAAAAGCUCAUGGAAUAUUACAGUUUGACUCCGCAAGCGACUGAGCAUUUCAUCACGCAAUUGAAAAUGUUGCAUCAGAAUAGAAUUGCUGCUCAGAACAACAUUACGCUUAGAGCUGUCAGUGCCCUCGUAUCCGUGUUUCCCUUUCCUUCCAAUUUCUAUUUCAGAAUGAGAUACCGGUAGAUCAGGAGGUCGUUUGCCCACCGGGCCCGGUGAUGUCGGGUCUGCGCAACUGUGCCUCGCCACCUACGACUCCACCGAGACCACCUCGCUUCGAGAGACCUUCUCCAGCUUAUCAGCAGCCGGCUCCACUCGACAUGCCGGAGUUCGCGCGACCAUUCGCGGCUGCCAUCUUGACGUUGGACACGAACGCCAUCACUCAGAAACUGAAGACGAUCCGUCUGCUCGGAAGAUGUCAUCUGAUCGAGGUGGCGGCGUUCAACUCGAGUUGUUUCCUUCACAAGGUACUAGGACUCUAAGACAACUGCUUCCUUCCUUGCCCAACAAUUCCCAACUUCAGAUUGUCCGUGAGCUGCCCAGACCCAAUCCGGAGAACCAAGAGAUCACGGCUUUGCACGCGAGAGUGGCCAAAGUGUUCGAGCUGAUCAAGGACUACCUCGAUAGCAACGUCGACCGCGUCGACAGCGACGGAAAUACUCUUCUGAAUCUGGCAAUCUACACGGGACAAAUCGAGAUGGCGAAAGAGCUCAUCGACCAGGGGACACGCCUCAACACCUACAACAGAGACCGCAAAGGGCCGUUGGAGAUUGCUGUUCAGGUGAACAACAUGGCCCUCUUCGAAUAUCUCAUUCAGGCCGGAUGCCGAUUCCACCACAUCAUCGACGAGCUCCGUCCGAGAAACAUGAUUGAGCACUUGUGAGUUGGCCCGAAGUCCCUCGCCUAAUCGCAGUUAAUUCAGGAAAGGAGUGACCGUGCCGGAGGAUAUGGUCGUCGUCGCCGCGAACCAUCAAACCGAGCUUAGGACGCUGUUUGACGAGGACCGCGCCCAAUACGGAGUGUGCUCGAAAGCAGUGGCCAAGUACGCGAUCGUGUUGUUCCCUCGCGGGACAGUUCAAGACGAUCUGAAGGAAAUGCAGGGAGACUUCAUUGGCGACACAAGCAUUACGUCAAACCCACAGAUGGGAUGCAUGAUGAAGUUGAUGCCGAUCAUCUGGGACAAAAAACUGGUGAAUCGGUACGAAUACAGUCCCAACUCACUCGACAGUUUCAGAACAAGUUCGUGGCGAAGAGAGACACCGCCUGCCACAUGGGCGAACGCCCACUGGUCAAUGACAUAGUGGCCCAGUACAGACACCGUCCGCACUAUUACGAGGUUAACACCCUCUACGCCGGCCAGAACAACAUCGUGUUGACGUUCAAAAAGAGCGAAGAGCAUGUUAUCCUAGCUGCUCAGGUCUCGUUGCACCGUUAUGAACACACCGGAGACCUCGAGUUCGACCGUUCCGAAUCUAUCCAUAUCGGGGAUGGCACUGUCUCCGAGAUUCUGAAAGCGACGAACGAUACCUCAGAAAGAGUCGGAUUCAGCUGCACGAAUGCUGCUCGCCACUUGAAGGUCACCCCUGCCAAUGGCGUUUUGAAUCCCUCUGAAGAGAUUGAACUCGUCGUCUCGUACAAUCCGAUUUUCUUCGCGUCGGAGGUAAAGCACCUGCUCCCAAGAAAUCGUUGCUCUUUUUCUACAUUUCAGGAUCCCAACAAGUCCCGUUUUUCCAUUAAAUGGAUUAAUGCUCCGGCGGAUGAGCAGACUUACUCGGAUCGUUGGUUCGACCGUCGUGUCAAUGAGAGAUACAAAACCUUCGACGUCACUUUCAACUAG
Molecule: messenger RNA, 1879 nt
Organism: Caenorhabditis sp. 36 PRJEB53466
Lineage: Eukaryota; Metazoa; Nematoda; Chromadorea; Rhabditida; Rhabditidae
Source: the annotation of a GenBank genome assembly